AUUUUACUAAGACUUAUGCGGAGAAGGUCUUUGAAAUAUAUCUGCAGUCUUAUUAUCGCCCUCGAUGGUAUUUACCUCAUCAUGCAGUAAUAAACAUGAAAAGACCAGAAGAACUUGGAGUGGUCCUUGAUUGUGUCGCCCAGUUUGCAGGGGUUUCCCCAAAUGAUAUGAUUUAUCAAGAACCCGAUACCACUGCUGAGUUAAGGUGUAUAUUAAUAAGUUUUCGCAAGGAGGCAGUUGCAAUCCCUGCAGAUGUUGAAGAAAUGUUCAUGCAAGUGAAGGUCCCUGAGUCUGAUCGAGGAGCUUCAAGAUUUCUGUGGUGGCAGGAGGGAGACAUGUCGAGGGAACCAUCCGAGUUUCAAAUGACAUCCCAUCCAUUUGAUGCCACAUCCUCGCCGUUUCGUGCGAACUUUGCCUUGAAUAAGACGACCCAAAUAUUCUCUGACGGUUAUGAUGGUUAUGUUGUAGAUGAUGUCAAGAAUAAUUUCUAUGUUGAUGAUUGCUUGAUAUCCAUUCCCACUUGUGAUCAAGCAAAGAGUUUCGUUAAACAGAUUAGUGAAUUAUUAUGUAGAGGAAGUAUACAAAAAAUGAACGAUCUUGAAUCUUGGUUCAAAUGUCCUACUUUAUUGCAUGGCGAAUUUUAUAUAACAAUCACUGACUGUCCGGAACCUACUCCUGACGAUAUUGAAUUUAGAAAAACUGCUGUGGUUAACUUGAGUAGUAUGAAGUACAACAUCACACCUAUUCUCUCUUAUUAUUCCGAGUGGUUGAAAUUAGUCAGAGCUGUAACCUGGUUUAGAAGGUUUAUCGAAUUCCUGAUGGUACUUCGUUUACCGAGUUGUGAAGGAUCCGUUCAUCUAGGAUGUUUAAAGGUCAAAGAGCUUGAGAUUGCCAAGCGUAAGAUUUUAUUGAUGGUUCAGAGAGAAGUAUAUGGAGAAUUACUUAGUGAAUUUAAAAACAACAGUAAAGUAGUAAGUCAUGAUGAUCUGAAAGGUUCAUCAUUGAUAAUGCUUGAUGGGUUACUCUUCUUUGGAGGUCGACUAAGAUACUCAGAUUUCCCAAAUGCUUUUAAACAUCCAGUAAUUUUACCCAGUCGACAAUUAGUGACGGAAAUGAUAAUUAGACAUUGUCAUAAAGAACAAGGACACAUAGGAAGAUCAUUAGAAAAAGGGUAUGGAUAUGUGUUUACUUGUUUGCAAACAUGGGCAGUACGUAUUGAAAUGAUGUGUAGUUUGAUUACUGAUUCAUUUUUAAUGGCUCUAUUACGUUUUAUUGGAAGAAGAAGGAAACCUCCGGAGAUUUACAGUGACAGUGCGUCAAGCUUUGUGGUGACAGUUUCUGAGUUAAGCAAGUUUGUGCAGCAGUCGAAUCAGAAGAUAAACAUUGAAUUGUCAGUGAGGCCCUCAUCCAACAGCAUGGGUGGAGUUUGGGGAAGAGUGAUUAGGUCUAUAUCAUGACUGUUAUCGUUGAUCACCAGAGAACAGGUGAAGCAGGUCUCCUUGAAGCUUUGGAUUAGUCUUUGUUGUUAUUAAUGUAGUUAGGUCGAGUAGGCGUACUGUUGUAAGUCCUACUCGUUCCUAUGGUGUGAUAUGUUAUAUAAUGAACCAUGACCGUAGGCAUCAAGGUAGCUUGUGUGGUAUGGAGGGAUUUUGGGGGCCGGUGUAAGAUCCAUUUUGAAGGUUUUGUGUGUUGGUAAAAUCCCUCCAUGUAUAUACUUGUACUUUGUUCCUAUUGAUCCCCUUAGUUGUACAUUGUUGUAUUUUGAUUACAUUCGAAUUGUUAAUACUUGUAUUUUUUAUUAUAGUUUUUGUUUUUCUUACGCAUUCACUAAGUUUGUGUUUCUUCCUGAACUUCAUCUGUGUUGUUUUACUUGACACUUGUUCUUGGCGGUAGCCAUAUUGAUUUGCUCCUCCUUUUGUGUGUGUUCUAUCCAGUCAGGAUAGAAUAACGUUCAUUUGUUUUGACUGGUAAUUUUCCCUCAUCUUCUAUCAACUUCUUUAUUUAUUGUAAUUUAGAUUUGAUUGAUUGAACAAUUAUUGGUUGAAUAGCCGGGUGGUAAUAUUUGUUUAGGUAACGAUUUACAUUUAAAUUUAUGAUGAAUUAUAGAGCCGCUAUUUACCCG
Molecule: messenger RNA, 2122 nt
Organism: Schistosoma haematobium
Lineage: Eukaryota; Metazoa; Platyhelminthes; Trematoda; Strigeidida; Schistosomatidae
Exons: 1
Coding region: 96-1457 (453 amino acids)
Molecular function (GO): nucleic acid binding
Source: RefSeq, a predicted model, not a curated record